Messenger RNA from Humulus lupulus (European hop), 1608 nucleotides. Its product is annotated as bZIP transcription factor RISBZ4. Gene Ontology annotation, biological process: regulation of DNA-templated transcription. NCBI's taxonomy places the organism in Eukaryota, Viridiplantae, Streptophyta, Magnoliopsida, Rosales, Cannabaceae. The transcript has 6 exons. Bases 121 to 1221 code for a protein of 366 amino acids. Gene Ontology annotation, molecular function: DNA-binding transcription factor activity. The record is from RefSeq and is a predicted model, not a curated record.
UUUUCUCGCCCAUUAAUACCUCAGUUGUUUUGUUCACCUUCCCUCUUUUGCUUAAUCUCUCUCUCUCUCUCUCUCAGAUCAAGAUAAUCUCAACGGAAGUAGAAUAAACCAAGCCAAGAAAUGGAGCGUAAAGGGUCCGGUGCUGGUACGGGCGGAGGAGAUCAGAUGAUGAUGAUGACGACGAAGCGAAGCCCGUCGGAGUUGGAUUUCGAAGAGUUCAUAAAGAAAAGCUUGCGUCCCGAAGAUAUCGACAACAAAGCCGCCGAUUUUCGGUCCGACUCCAUUCCCGUUGGCGACAGUUUUAGCUUCGCUUUCAAAAACAUGGAUAUAAUGAAGGGAGUGUCAAUUAGCAGUAUUGGAGUAAGUACAGAUCAAUCAAUUUUCUACUCUCAAAAUGGGACACCCAAAAAUCCCAGCAUCUCAGCAACCAUGGAUUCUCAGUCAUCAAUUUGUGUUGGGAGUCCAAUAUCAGCCAGCAAUAACCCAAGAGGAAGAGAUGAGCAAGCAAUAGGAGCAACAAGUGGUUCCUCGCAUGAACAAUCAGACGAUGAUAUUGACAUAGAAGCUGGUCCAUGUGAACAGAGCACAGACGGCAUUAAUCAUGACGUUAAACGUAUUAGGAGGAUGGUUUCCAAUCGGGAGUCUGCUCGGCGGUCAAGGAGAAGAAAACAAGCUCAUUUGGCAGAUCUUGAAAUUCAGGUUGAGCAAUUGAGAGGAGAAAAUUCAUCUUUGUACAAACAGCUCACUGACGCUUCUCAUCAAUGCCGGGAAGCUGAUACAGAUAACAGAGUCCUAAAAUCUGAUUUGGAAGCAAUGAGAGCAAGGGUGAAGUUAGCAGAAACAUCAAGCUUAAACCAACUGAUUCAAAGCCAUCUAAACACCACAACAUCCGCUGCUUCGAUAUUAGCACAUUUCAAUACUACUACUAACAGUAGUAGUAGUACUACUACUACUACUUCUAAUAAUAAUAAUCCUCCAAAUGUGUCGCCAACAAUCACCGUCCACGGAAAUAGUAACCACCAUCACUGUCACCAUCGCCACGGCAACGCUGCAGCUUCUUUCCCAGUUGCUGGAUUAAUUGUGGGACUUAGAAACACCAACAACAUCAAUCAUAAUAACAGUAUUCCACCUCCAAUCCAGUCCCAGAUCAAUAAUAUUGCACCUAAUUCCGGAAUGAUGAGUAGUGACUCUGUCAGCUGUGUCUCUGAUAUUUGGCCUUAAUUAUUACAAAUAAUAGUCAUUUAUUAUAUUUAUAUAUAUAUAUAUGUUGCUACCUACUUACGUACGUUUCAGUAUAAUUAUAUAUGUUGGUCUAGCUAUUAUAUAUAGGUUCUUACGACAUGUUCUCUCUCGAGAUCGUACCGUAUAUACAUAUAUAUAUGUGAUAUUAUUUCUAUGUAUUCGUCUCUUUAAGAGAUUCUAGAUAGUAGUGCUGUUUUAAUUAUUUUCUACUGUAUCUUUUCCUUCGUCCACUUUGUACGUGAAAUACAGUAUUUGUCCUUGCUUAAUUUUUAGACCUUUCCUAGUUGUAGUAAUGAUAUAACAAAAUUUUCAAUUAAGGUUAACGUACGAACUCGGUUCAUAUUAUUUGUCUAUUCAAUUUUUGGU